This is a messenger RNA of Staurois parvus, 297 nucleotides long. NCBI's taxonomy places the organism in Eukaryota, Metazoa, Chordata, Amphibia, Anura, Ranidae. The record is from the annotation of a GenBank genome assembly.
AUGUUGCUUAGUUCCUCUGCUCUCAUCAGCCUUCCUAGCAGCAAUCUCAUCAGCAUUCCUGGCAGCAAUCUCAUCAGCAUUCCUGGCGGCAAUCUCAUCAGCAUUCCUGGUGGCAAUCUCAUCAGCUUCCUGGCAGCAAUCUCAUCAGCUUCACUCAGCUGCAGCUCUGACCUGUGUGCCGCGGAAAGAUCUGGGGUCCCUGACAGGAUCUCAUCAGAUUCUCAGCUCACAUGGCCCCUUAUUCACCAUGCUCCAAAACAUGGCUUCUCUCUCUCCUUCCUGUUCUCUCCAACUCUG